Molecule: messenger RNA, 1039 nt
Organism: Syzygium oleosum
Lineage: Eukaryota; Viridiplantae; Streptophyta; Magnoliopsida; Myrtales; Myrtaceae
Exons: 3
Coding region: 2-1039 (345 amino acids)
Source: RefSeq, a predicted model, not a curated record
CAUGGAGUUCUUGAAGGUCGACCGGGUAAACCAGUGCGCUCUUCUCUGCGCUUUGUUGGUGGGAACGUUAUAUUUGCUCGUCAACUGGACCCCUUCUGGCGUUCUCUCGCAAAUCCAAGAGCAGCAGCUCCCUCGCUCCAAAUCAAGGGAUAUUCUGGCGGGUGGUUACACGGAUGAGCUCGGGAAAGUCUUGGCCGACGCAUCGGCGGGAAACAACAAGACAGUCAUCAUAACAGUGGUGAACAAAGCUUACAUCGAGGGCGACAAGUCGAUGCUCGAUCUGUUCCUGGACGGGUUUUGGCUUGGCGAGGGGACUCGGCCCUUGAUCCGCCACCUAUUAAUCGUAGCCAUGGACGGUACGUCCUUCGAGAGGUGCAAGUUUCUAGGGCUUCACUGUUACCGACUCAAAACAGAAGUUGAUUUGGAUGGAGAGAAGGUGUACAUGACCCCAGGUUUUCUGACGAUGAUGUGGAGUCGAACCCAGUUCCUUGGGAAUGUGCUCAAACGAGGCUACAGCUUCAUAUUCACGGACACCGAUGUAAUGUGGCUAAGAGAUCCGUUCCCUCGGCUGAACCAAAACCGGAGCUUGGAUCUCCAGAUCAGUGUCGACGGAUUCAACGGUGAUCCCUGGUCCGAGGACAAUUACAUGAACACUGGGUUCUACAUGGUCAGAUCCAACAACCGGAGCAUCGCCCUAUUCGACGAGUGGUAUGCCAGGAGAAAUGCUUCGUCAGGAAUGAAGGAACAAGAUGUGUUGACACAGAUCAAGCAGGAAGGCAUGUUCCGGACGUUGGGAUUCUCUGUCAGGUACUGGGACACUAACUAUUUCAGUGGCUUCUGCAAUGAAAGUAAAGAUGUAAGGGCCGUGAUCACAGUCCAUGCGAAUUGCUGCCGCACAAUCGCAGCCAAAGCCGCUGAUCUCAGCACGGUCCUCCGUGACUGGAAGAGUUUCAUCGGGAGCCCCUCCUCGUCCUCCACCAACGGCACGGCAGCAUUCCAGUGGUCGGCACAUGUCGCAUGUCAGCACUCGUGGCUCUAA